GUCGUGUAAUUGAUUGAUUAAAUUUCUUUUAAUCAUUUUGGUGAAAUUUUUUUAUUAAAGUUGAUCGUUUAUAGUUAGUAAAGAGAAAAUUAGCAAAACAAUGGGUUUAUUGGGAGGACGCAACAUAUCGCUGGCAUUUUUUGUAUGCAUAGCAUUUGUAUUAAUUGGCAGCAUUAAUGUGGAGGCCGAAAAAGAAAUACCGACAACAAAGUUUGGACAAAAUGUAGGGGGACCCACAAUGACUUUCUCAUAUUGUUAUUCCUGUGGCUAUCGCAAGGCUUUUGAAGAUUAUGUUAAUAUAUUGUCGGAGAAAUAUCCACAAAUAACAGUUACAGGUGGCAAUUAUGAUCCACCCGGCAUGAAUAUGUAUUUUUCGAAAAUCAUAUUUGCUGUGAAAAUUUUACUCAUUGUUGUGAUAGUAUCGUCGUUUGAUAUAUUUGGAGCUAUAGGCCAAGCUACACCCAGCUGGUGGCGUCAUUUACUGGACAAUAAGUUGUAUGCCUGCAUGAUGAUAUUCUUCGUGGGCAACAUGUUGGAGGGUCAGUUGGUUUCUUCGGGUGCCUUUGAAAUAUCGUUAAAUGAUGUGCCCGUUUGGUCUAAAAUACAAACUGGUCGCAUACCCGCUCCCCAAGAGCUUUUCCAAAUCAUUGACAAUCAACUGCAAUUUGGCGAUAAAAUACAAGAAAAUCCCGAAUUCGUUAAAUAAUAAUUAACAAAUUACGCCACCAAAACAACUGCACAUUUGCAACAACUUUUAAGACUAUUUCAAAUUAUCAAAAUACCUACAUAUUUUGUUUAUUUUAGAAUUAUGUUGGAAAUAAUAUACUUUGUAACCCCCCCUUCCUAGUCUCUGCAUUAAUGGAAGUUUUAUAUAACGUAUGUAAAGUUAAAAAUAUUUGUGUCUUUUAUUAGUUUUUCUUUUUAUUUCUUAUAAUCAACCACAUUAAUGUUGUUCCUCGUAAUUGUAACUUAAAACGAAUUAAAAAAAUAAACCCCUCCCUUCACCUUUUUGUAAAAUAUAGUUAAAACAAUGGAUUAAGUUUAAUAA
This is a messenger RNA of Calliphora vicina (urban bluebottle blowfly), 1048 nucleotides long. It is a transcript of the gene SelT, whose product is annotated as selenoprotein T. Gene Ontology annotation, cellular component: endoplasmic reticulum membrane. The transcript is spliced from 3 exons. Gene Ontology annotation, molecular function: thioredoxin-disulfide reductase (NADPH) activity. The record is from RefSeq and is a predicted model, not a curated record. The coding region runs from base 101 to 706 and encodes 201 amino acids. Gene Ontology annotation, biological process: cell redox homeostasis. NCBI's taxonomy places the organism in Eukaryota, Metazoa, Arthropoda, Insecta, Diptera, Calliphoridae.